Fusarium falciforme is the source of this 1041-nucleotide messenger RNA. Its product is annotated as MYND-type zinc finger protein samB. The record is from RefSeq and is a predicted model, not a curated record. Lineage: Eukaryota; Fungi; Ascomycota; Sordariomycetes; Hypocreales; Nectriaceae. The transcript has a single exon. The coding region runs from base 1 to 1041 and encodes 346 amino acids.
AUGUCCUCACCUCAGUCUUGCGCCCUGUCGCCCCGCGCUUGUGGCGUCUGCAGAAAGCAAGAGGACCUCAUCCGCUGCCCAGGCUGCCUAGUAGUCUACUACUGCGGACGAGACCACCAAGCUAUCGACCGAAAGCUUCAUGAGGAAGGGUGUACGAAGACGGAGAAGGCGCUCGCCCGUUUGGAGAAGGAGGAGCAAACUUUACGCGACCAUCCAGGCGGCAUGUUUGAGAACGGUGUCGGUCGCUUUUUUAAAAUCAAGGAGACUCGGCAAUACAUGAUUGUGCGCAAACAAGUGGUUACCACGCUGCUUCAGUCCUUUGGCGCUGCUGGUGGACGCGCUGAUGCCGUGCGGACUGCUCUGGAUCACAUCCUGGAUAUGCUUCGGCUCGGUCGUGGGGAUUACAUGGGCGUCCGAGAUGUCGCUCCUACACUCUUCAUCCGUCUCAACAGGGAUCAAGAGGCCUAUGACUUUGCGAAGUGGUAUGCAACGACCGGAAACCCGUCUCAUUGCGCAUGGGAUGAUCUCGAUUUGCCCUUCCUCGACAUCAAGGGUGCUGACGUACUCGAGCCACCUAUGGAAAAUUGGGCAAAUUCACGCUGGAUUAAAAUGAUUCACGUUGUAGCUGUGAUCCUCAUCAAAGUCCGGGUCUUGCUCGAUCUGCAGGCUGCAAUUAACACAACCAGGGCCCUGCAAGGCUCAAUCCCCGAGGAGAUGAUAGGACUCAUCUGCGAGCAGAUCGUGGGAAGCACACUUCGCUCCCGGCCUGAAGUGCUACAUCGAGGAACCGAGGAGAUCUCCGGCCAUGUUGGAACGAUCAAGGGUCAUAUCAGAGAUUUGUACAGGUCUGUCAAUGAGUACAAUCCCCAUUUCUGGCGAUUGAUGUUGAAGAAUCCCGAUGAGGCAGCCGCCAGGAAACCGUACUGUUACUCACUACAGUCAGAAGAGGAGGCCUGUUCGGUUAUUUCAUAUUCCUUGGCGUCGUGGAUUGAGACACCUGGGUCGUUUGAUGUAAUGCGGUCUGUCAGCCAAACGGCAUGA